AUGAAGAUUCUGGUGAAGCCAAUUAGAGGCUUGAUACAUGAAGGAGCUGGUGGUGUGGCUUGCAUUAUUCCAGAGGCCAAACCACUUUGGUUGGUCGGCCGUGCCACCGAUGAGGAGCUCUUUAUUUGGAGCGCCUGGGAGAUCUUGGGGACCGACCUGGCUUCCUUCCAGCGCGUUUCAGCCCUGCUGCCCUGUGGCCUGGCAGUGCUGGGGAUCUUCUACCCCCAUGGAGCUGUCACGCAGCUCCACAGUAGGCUGCCUGCUUUGCGGUUGAGUGCGAGCGAGGAGGACGGGGUACUGCACGGUCAAGUGGCUGGCACUGAAGUCAGAGAUUGGAAGGUUGCGCAGCCCUCUGAUCUCUUAAUCCGCGCGUCUCUUGAAGUGUCCCUGCCACCAACAGAAGCUGUCAGCACGCUGAAGUCGAUGAUUCGCGAUGCAAGGCAGCUACACUUCCGCUUUCCUGGCUCUACGCUGUUGCCCACUCUUUCAGAUCUGAGAAGCCUUGCAGUGGGCCCGACAGUCUCGGUUGUACCCAAUGGAAAGGAAGUGGUGGUGGAAGUGUUUUCAGAAGAUUUUGGGGCUUCUGGCUGCUCCAACUUCCUGGAUUUCACUUCAUCAGUGCCUUUGACUCAGCGCAUGGAUUUUGCGGCUUAUGUUCCGCAGAAUGCGCCAGUGGCGAAAAUGGCCGAGGAAUUGGUGGAAGCUGCUGUCCAACAACUCAAUAUUCUUCUGGCAGCUCAAGACUCACUGGGUGACGAUAGAAAUCUUAGCGUCCGCUGCUUUUUGCCAGAGCUUCUGGGUCAUGCAGUGUGCUUGAGGGGAACCGAGGAUCGCAGUGUUCGACAAGAGCUGCACAGACUACUCAGACUUCCAGAGGAGCCACUACUAGUCCCAGAUGCUGCCCUUGCGCUGCCUGGUCAGGCCCUAGCUCGGGCCAGUGGCAAACCGAUGAAUCCUCAUGCGGAAUGUGGAUUGCAGCCUGCUUGGUGGAAGGGAGGUGAAACGACCCAGAGAGCUUUUGUGCGAGGGCUGUAUGAAUACAACCAUUACAUGCAGGACAACUUUGAUGACAAUGGCUGGGGCUGUGCUUACCGAUCAUUGCAGACAUGUGUAAGUUGGUACCGCAUGCAGCACUACAGCACAGAAGGUGUCCCCAGCAUACCGGAGAUACAACGCUUGCUGAAGUGCAUCGAUGAGGCCCACAAAGAUUUGGAGAUAGGGAGCAAGAAGUGGAUUGGCACGGUGGAGGGCAUGUACUUGUUGCAGGAAUAUUUGAAGGUGGAUUGCAAACUGAUGUACUGCCAAGACUGUGCAGACAUGGCGAGCCAAGCCCCACAGAUGCUUCAGCACUUGGAGACUGAGGGUACGCCUAUCAUGAUGGGUGCAGGAAUGUAUGCAUAUACCCUGGUUGGCUUGUGCUUUGAUUCUGCCUCCGGUGAUGUGGCUUACUUGAUCGUGGAUCCCCAUUACACUGGCAAGGAUGACCUGAAGCCGAUCCUUUCCAAGGGCUGGGUUGGUUGGAAGACCCUUGACUUCGGCCUGGUGAUCCAAGCAUGCUGGAGAGGAGCGUGGGAGCAAGCGGUGCAGCUGUUGGAGAUGGCAGGGGAGCAGCAGUUGCCGCUAGACUCCAAAACCUAUGCCUCUGCAAUGAGGGCGUGCUUGGAACCUUCAAGACCGCGGCUGAAAGCUGCAGAGCAUGCCAUGUCUUUGUAUGAUGACUUCCUUCAGUCCACCGAGCCCCCAGGCAUCAAGUUCUUUGUGACAGCAGCAGCGGCCUGUGAGGCGAUGAUCGCUCUGGGGCGUUUUCAGCAAGUGCGAGAUGAAAUGAGCUCAAACUUGCAGUCCGACUGGGUGCAAUGCGUUCCUCCUGGCAGUGAUGUUGUGGAGUUCUUGCUAGAGUUUGCCCACCGGCGGGCCUCCAGAGGUUGCGAAGUGAUUGUGGUGUCCAAUGCCUCAGAGGUGGUGAGCGCGGUGGAGGGCAAAGUAAGCUGCUUGGCUUUCAUGUUUGUGGAUGACGAGCUCUUGAUGCCGGGUUUGCGGCGAAGACCCGUGGUAGACGCAGAGGUGCCACUGUGCUCCGCAGCUCCUGGAGGCACGAAGUGCGCAUGGAAGUUUGUACUCUUGUACAUUGUGGUCCUUUCAUCCAUGGGGACCUGUGCAAGCUUCCCGGUCGGGCCAGAUGAAUGGUCUUGGCCAAAGGCGAUGUCAACAGCAUGCUGCAUGGAUUCCCGGGCUUUGCUGCUCCUGCGUUGUUUGCUGGCGGUCACCUACGUGGGCCAUGCCUGCUACGACAUAUACACAUACUAUGAUAGUGGUUACUACUGGAUGUUCUUGACGCAUAUCUCCUUGUGGUGUCAAGUUGUUUGCAGCGUCUGCCUGGUCACUGCAACGAUGACUGGCAUGAGAGCGUUGAGAAACGACUGGCCGACAGAGAAGUCUGAGCCUUUAAUUUGUCGAGUUGCUCUCGCCUUGUUCUCCCUGCAGUUACCGUUGUCAUUCAUGGUGGUGACAAUGUACUGGUCCCUUGAGCAGCCGGUCUGGGACCUUCCUGCAGGCUAUCACUCCUCUUAUGAGAACUUGUACGUCCACGGACUUCAAAGCAUCGGAGUCUUGGUGACCUUUCUCUUUGGGAGAAUUCCCUUUCGGGUGAGGCAGUGGGUUUGGCUCAUGCUGUGCGGUGUCGUCUACUGCACCUGGACUUAUUUGCACUUUUUGUUGCGUAUUGGAAAUUUUGGCGGCUGCCCCAAGUACCCCAGAGAUGAGUGCCCCAUCUAUGCAGUCUUCGACUGGCACAAAGGCUUGCAUACACUGAUAUUGGGCUGCAUGCUGAUUUUGGUGGCUUGUCCUUUAGUGAUGUCAAUUUUCUGGCUGCUUGGCUGGGUGCGAGACUGGCUGGACAAGCCUCACUCAGGGCAAUUUGAGGCUGAUGAACAGGCUGAUGAACUGUGUCGCGGGCAGUGCAAGCUUCUUGUGAGGUCACUCUUCUCUCUGACAAUCUGUUGCAAGAUCCGCUGCUGGAAGCGGCAUAGCAUGUCACAGCUGCAUGACAAGCCAAGCAUGCUGCAGCACACCGUGUGCACCCUCAUCAAUCACUAUAUAGUCCGCUUGUUGGUUUGUUUAUGGCAUCACCUCAAUUGGGUGUCAUCCAACGGAAAUCCUAGCGGUCCUUGUCGUGGGAUUGCAGGAGCCAAGAAAACCCUACGUGGAGGACUCCUCGGAGGAGUCGUCUGAAAGUGAAGGGCCUUGCUAACUUGGUGACUCGUCAGUCGAGUCCUCUGAAAGCAAGGCUGCAGCGGAGCCCUGGAAGCCACCAGGCACACCCAGGUUUCCACUUCAUGACGCUCAGGUGGCUUGACCCCCAAUCUUCUUGUACUACAGAGCCGUUCUUGUAGCUCGGGGCGGCCAGAAGUGCCGCUGGACCCAUUUUAAGCGAUGCAAUGCCAAUCGUGAAGAGCAGCCACUCCGACCUGAGGAG
Durusdinium trenchii is the source of this 3475-nucleotide messenger RNA. Lineage: Eukaryota; Dinophyceae; Suessiales; Symbiodiniaceae. The record is from the annotation of a GenBank genome assembly.